Molecule: messenger RNA, 489 nt
Organism: Hemiscyllium ocellatum (epaulette shark)
Lineage: Eukaryota; Metazoa; Chordata; Chondrichthyes; Orectolobiformes; Hemiscylliidae
Product: oxytocin-neurophysin 1-like
Exons: 3
Coding region: 1-489 (162 amino acids)
Cellular component (GO): secretory granule; extracellular region
Molecular function (GO): neurohypophyseal hormone activity
Source: RefSeq, a predicted model, not a curated record
AUGCCUCAGCCCUCGCUCCCAGUUUGCCUGUUUUGCUUGCUGACCUUCACUUCAGCAUGCUACAUCCAGAACUGCCCCAGAGGCGGGAAGAGAUCUUUUCCAGAUGAAGAUGUCCGCCAGUGUAUGCCUUGUGGCCCUGAGAACAGAGGUCGCUGUUUUGGAGCUAACAUCUGCUGCGGGGAGGAGAUCGGCUGCUACAUCGGAACCUCAGAGACCUUGAGGUGUCAGGAAGAGAAUUACCUGCCAUCACCUUGUGAACCUGCUGGAAGACCGUGUGGUGGAAAUGGUGGGAAGUGUGCCUCAAUGGGAAUCUGCUGCUCUGAUGAAACCUGCACUGCAGACUCAACUUGUCUGGGAAAUGAGAAUAAAGGGAAACACUUACCCAUGGAAAAAAACUUAAGCCUCUUAGACAGUGCUGCAACUGACCUUCUUCUGAGACUAAUGCGUCUUUCUAACAGGCAGCCUGCAGAGAAACAGCAGCUAAUAUAA